Penaeus chinensis is the source of this 4080-nucleotide messenger RNA. It is a transcript of the gene DNAlig3, whose product is annotated as DNA ligase 3-like. Bases 145 to 3252 code for a protein of 1035 amino acids. Gene Ontology annotation, biological process: double-strand break repair via alternative nonhomologous end joining; DNA biosynthetic process; lagging strand elongation. The transcript has 23 exons. Gene Ontology annotation, molecular function: DNA binding; zinc ion binding; ATP binding. Gene Ontology annotation, cellular component: DNA ligase III-XRCC1 complex. The record is from RefSeq and is a predicted model, not a curated record. NCBI's taxonomy places the organism in Eukaryota, Metazoa, Arthropoda, Malacostraca, Decapoda, Penaeidae.
CUCUGCACAGGUUGCAACGUGCACGGACUUGCAGGGGCGGAGGAUAUUGCACCAUAUCUAUUGAGCUGGGCGUUACCCUAUAUAACCUGGCCCUGGGAGCCACUUAGGUAUAUCGUGCUGGACAACAGUCAGUAUUAGAACCGCAUGUUUAGAAGUGUGCUCAGAGCUUCAAGGCAUCUUGCUUUUGCACUGUCUAGUACCUCUUCUGCCCAAAUUACAAGAAAAGUUUCAUUUGGAAGUGCUGGCUACCAUCAAAAGUUUGGUUGGAAGACAUAUGCUGCUAGAUUUACACUUCUGAGGGUACAGAAUCACAACCUCAAGAAACUAAACCCUGAAUUUGGAUUUAAUAUCAUAAGCUGUGCAAGAAUGUCAUCAUUCCCAUUCUAUGCUGAGUAUGAUAAAAGAGGACAAGCUAAAUGUAAGAAAUGCAAAGAAAAAUGUGAAAAAGGUGAACUUAGAAUUGGAAAAAUUGUUGCAAAUCCAUUUAGUGAAUCUGGUGGUGACAUGAAACAAUGGCACCACGUGAACUGCAUUUUUGAGACAUUUAAACGUGCCCGUGCUACCACUAAGAAAAUUGAGGACCCUGUAGAUGAUAUUGAGGGUUGGGAAAACCUGGAGGAAGAUGAUCAGAAGAAGAUUAGAGCUUUGAUUGAUGACCUUCAGAAUGAAAUAUCCAACAAAAAAACUACACCAAAGAAGCAGACUCCUCAGAAGAAAACUCCUUCUAAAGCAGGAGGCCAGAAGCAGUUUGAUAAAAAAGCAACAGGAACACCAGACAAACCAACUGCAGGAGUAUCAAGAAUGCCUUCAACAGUGAGAAAUGACCCUGGUAUGGACCCUAUGCACAAAGAUAAUUCUUUUAGAGAGUUUCGUCGCCUGUGUGCAAAUGUUGCUGAGGAGUCCAGUUAUACGGGCAAGACAAAUAUUGUGGCAACCUUUUUGAAAAAUGGAGCUAGCAAAGAUGGUUUUCAAGGUGACUUGCGACUCUGGGUUAAACUUCUUCUACCAGGAGUCAUAAAGAGAGUGUAUAACUUACAAUCAAAACAGCUCAUUAAGCUUUUCUCCCAGUUAUUUAAUACAAACCAAGAGGAAAUGCUUGAAGACUUGGAACAAGGUGAUGUUGCAGAAACCGUUCGCACCUUCUUUGAACAGUCUACUGCGCUUCCUCCUGUUAAGAAGGCAACUUUGUCAAUUCAAGAUGUAGAUCAGUUUCUAGAGGAACUGACAGGAAUGACAAGAGAAGAAGAACAGUCAUAUGUGCUCAAAAAGAUUGCCAAAAAAUGCACUGCAAAUGACUUAAAAAUGGUAAUUCGUCUUAUUAAGGGAGAUCUGCGUAUUAAUGCUGGAGCAAAACACAUCUUGGAUGCAGUGCAUAAUGAUGCUUACGAAGCCUUUCAAACAACACGAAACAUAGAUGUUGUCUUGGACCAAAUUAUCCUUUCCAAAACAACUGGUGAAACACUGAAGAUGAAAGCCCAGGUCAUGACUCCAGUGUUGCCCAUGCUGGCAGAGGCAUGUAAGUCAGUGGAUUAUGCCUUUAAAAAGUGCCCGAGUGGAGUUAUGUACUCAGAAAUAAAGUAUGAUGGAGAAAGAGUUCAAGUUCACAAAAAGGAUGGAAAAUUCAUGUAUUAUUCUCGCUCAUUGAAACCAGUGAUGCCACACAAGGUCUCUCACUUUAAAGAAUACAUUCCAAAGGCAUUUCCCUAUGGCAAGGAUAUUAUUCUUGAUGCUGAAGUAUUGAUGAUGGACACCAAGUCAGGGAACCCUCUUCCUUUUGGAACUCUUGGUGUCCACAAAAAAUCAGAGUUUCAAGAUGCAACUGUCUGUCUUUUUGUGUUUGACUGCUUACAUUAUAAUGGAGAAGAUUUAAUGAAUAAACCAAUAGCAGAGAGAAAAAAAAUUCUUGAGGAAAAUAUGGUGGAGAUAAAAAAUCACAUCAUGUUUUCUGAGAUGAAGAAAAUAAAGAGAAAGGAAGACCUGCGUGACAUGAUCAACCGUGUCUUAAAGCAGGGAUUAGAAGGCCUGGUACUGAAGGAUGUGAAUAGUGUAUAUGAACCAGGGAAACGACACUGGCUUAAAGUAAAGAAAGAUUAUUUAAAUGAUGGUGCUAUGGCUGACACAGCAGACUUGGUUGUCCUUGGUGCCUGGUAUGGAACAGGGAAGAAAGGAGGAAUGAUGUCAGUUUUCUUAAUGGGAUGUUUUGAUGCAAGAAUAAAGAAAUGGUGUACAGUCACAAAGGUCCACACAGGUCAUGAUGAUGCAGCAUUGGCACGCUUACAGACAGAGCUAGAUAUGGUCAAGAUCAGUCAAGAUCCAGAGCGUGUGCCAGCGUGGCUAAAGUGUACCAAGACUAUGAUCCCAGAUUUUGUGGCAGCUGACCCCAAGAAAUCACCAGUAUGGGAAAUAACUGGUGCAGAAUUUACGCGACAUCAGAUUCACACUGCAGAUGGAAUCUCAAUCAGGUUUCCAAGAGUUACAAGAGAACGGAGUGACAAAACAUGGGAACAAGCCACUGACUUAGCAUAUUUACAAGAUCUAUAUAAGAAAUCUAGAGAAUGCUCAGAUUUGGAAGCUCUGACUUCUGAACGAACAGAUGAUGAUGAUGAUAGUGGUAAGAAGAGUGGGGACUCUGGAUCUUCUACCCCAAUAAAAGGUCCUGCACAAGUUAAAGCAAGUAGCCCCAAAUUAUCUAAUGUAUCUUCAGCUUCCACAAGUCCCAAAACAUUGAGCCCAGAGAAGGCUAAGGGAAGGGAAAAGAUUCAGAGAACUCUGAGUGCUUUUGCUAAGAUGGACAAAACAACACCAGAAAAGGAAGAUGAAAUAAAAAAGGAAACGAUGGAGCAUAGUGGAAUGGUAUUAGGAAAGAGACGAUCAGAUGAAAGCAGAGAGGAACAGCCAAAUAAAAAGCUGAAUAAGUAUGGUGCAUCUGAAAGUGAAGUUCAUCAACCACUAAAUGAACUUCCCUCAGCUGGCCUGAGACACCCCACAAAGAAGCCACUUCCGGAUAUUUUCGUUGGGAUUCAGGUUGGAAUACCAGACACCUUGGUGAAAGCAGCAGAUAUGAGGAGAUAUAUCAUUGCGUACGGCGGAGACGUGUUGCCGGAUUACCAGUCCAGCGAAGCCACGCAUUUAGUGGUGGAUAAAGAAGACAAGUGGCCUUCGUCGUGGCGCGCCAAGAGGAUUUCGCCUGAAUGGGUUUGGGACAGCAUCAAGUUGCAGAGACUCCAGUCGUCUCGCAUAUACGCCGUCUGAGUUAGAAGGAGCCCUUUCCAUUAUAUGAUAUGUGUUGAAUUUAUGCGCACAUGUUUUAUUUACAGAUCUAUGCUAACGGUUGUCAAGGGCAAUGUUGACAAAACUGAUACUGUUGUUAUCAUAUAUGUUUUUAUAAACAAUAUGAAAAUAAGGUGUUGCUGGCUAAACAAGGUGAACUUGCCUAUGCCCUUGUUAACCUCACCAUGAGAUGCCGUUAUGUCCACUUCACGUUUUGAGCAUUUUUUUUCUUACUGGAUUUGGCUUUGGAAGUAAUACCAGUAAGAAUUCAUUCACUUCUCCUUUUAUUUUGUUGAUACGUUAUCAACUCGAUUGCACAAUAUUGAGAAUCUACUGUGUGUGAUUCACAGUCAUUUCGGUAAAUUUGUUGUUUUGUUGUUAAUUAUUCAUGUUUAUUUAUAGGUCUAUGAAAAAAAAAUUAAUUACGAGCAUGUUACGUCUUUACCUCUGGAAGAAGCGGCUCCGAUAAAGUUACCGUAAUCGGUUUUGCUCAGGUUAGUUUGACCGAGAUGCGUCGCCUUAGCGGCAGAGCAGCAGCUGCCGUAGUUUCUGUCCCCAUGUUAACCCUGAAUAUAUUUCGAGAGAGAGAGAAGCGAGCUGAUGAGAUGAAGGAAAGGUGGGGAAGGGGUGAGGAUGAUUUUGUACCUGUUUGUUGUAGUAGUUUUUUACUCACUGUAGAAAGGAAUUUGCCUUGUUUGUUUGAUAAUUUUAAUGAUGUGAUGAUGAUUAUAAUAUUGUCUCUAAGAUUUCUAUGUUUUAUGACUGUAUACAUCGUAUAUUUGUGAUAAUAAGAUGAUAAGGGUGAUAACA